UUAUUAUCUUUUAAUAAUAAUUUAUUUUAUAUAGAUCAACCUCAAACUCAACCAGUCCAAGUCAAUGCUGAUACAACGACACCAAGAGAUGAAAAGAAGAGCCCAUACCUCCCAUGGUUGAAUAGCACAUCUGSCAUUACAUCUAAAAAAGAAAUUAAACAUGAAGAAAAAAAUGACUUUGUUUUUAACUAUGCAUGCUCUGUGCUUUCUCUUGGUUUACUUUAUGAAGAAUUUAAUGAUGCCAUAAAGGAAGGAGAUGGCGAUAGAGAAGAACUGGUCUGGAAGGUUCUUCUGCUUGUUUUUAAAGCAAGAACUAAAACAAAAGGAAGCAGAAACAAAUACGCCUAUGAGGCUUUUCGGUAUUUAGCAUUAAUAAACUCUCUUUUGUCAGAACGGAUGGCACAUAAACUAAAAUGGGGAAGAUUUGUCAACACAGCAUCUGSUCAAGGCAAUAACAUUCCUUGUGACUUGAGGGUAGAGCAUGAGGUGAGGCAGAUUAAAGCUGUUUUUUCAUCUAUUGGGGGAAAGCUUGACCAAAAGAAUGCAAGGAGAAUGGUUAAUGCCCAGAACAAUCUAGAUAGCAUUACGCAUAAGUUUGACAAAGACCAGAAUGUAUCAAAACAGUCAAAARGCCACACCAAAAUGUCAUCUGAGAUUGACACUGAGAUAGUAUURAAUGAUAUAAUGAGAGGUGAUGUUUUCAAUUUCAUACCUGGAAGAUCACAUAAAGCUUUCCCUGACCAUGUCAAGUCUCCCACUCACAACCUUGACAUGAGUGCUGUGUUAAAGUGGAUAAAACGAUUGAUAAACAAAUUUUCUAAAGGUUACAACUGCACUGAUGAAUUUGCUGACAGUGAGGACGAAAAUGAAGAUGAAGAMUAGUGAGYAUAAAUUCCAACACUUCACACUAACUUAUA
Exaiptasia diaphana is the source of this 917-nucleotide messenger RNA. RefSeq lists its product as uncharacterized. The transcript has a single exon. The record is from RefSeq and is a predicted model, not a curated record. The annotation marks the transcript as partial. NCBI's taxonomy places the organism in Eukaryota, Metazoa, Cnidaria, Anthozoa, Actiniaria, Aiptasiidae.